Messenger RNA from Neoarthrinium moseri, 1005 nucleotides. RefSeq lists its product as uncharacterized. The transcript has a single exon. The record is from RefSeq and is a predicted model, not a curated record. Lineage: Eukaryota; Fungi; Ascomycota; Sordariomycetes; Amphisphaeriales; Apiosporaceae. The coding region runs from base 1 to 1005 and encodes 334 amino acids.
AUGCCAGGCGGUGACGGAACCCCUGGUCAUAUGGCCAGAUUCAUCGGGGCCCAAUUAUUCGGGAACUGCCCCAAACCUACGCAGUCGUUUGCAGGGCAAACCGUCAUCAUCACCGGAUCAAACACAGGCCUGGGAUUCGAAGCGGCUAAGUACGUCGUGGGACUGGGAUGCGCUAAGCUCAUCAUCGCGGUACGUUCGGUUGAGAAAGGGGAAAGUGCCAAGCGCUCCAUCGUCCAAACCACCGGGUGUGAUCCGAAGGUCAUCGAUGUAUGGCCCAUCGAUCUCACCAGUUACGACAGCGUCAGGACCUUCGCGGAUCGCGUUGAUCGAGAACUUGACCGUGUUGAUGUUCUCUUAGAGAACGCGGCUGUCGCCUCAGUGGAGUGGAACUGGGUUCUAGACAAUGAGCGGAUGGUGACCGUGAACGUGAUUUCGACCUUCCUAUUGGCUUUUCUCGUGCUUCCCAAGCUCAAGGAAACGGCGUCCAAGUUCAAUACGAAGCCUCAUUUGACUUUCGUGACAAGUGACACGCACUUCCUGGUCGACUUCAAGGAGAAGGAUGCCCCCGAGGGUAUAUUUAACAGGCUCAACGACAAGACCAAAUCGAUCAAGAACCAGAGCGAACGAUAUCCAACAACGAAGCUGAUCCAGGUUUUCAUCGUUCGCGAGAUGGCUGCUCGCCUGGCCAAACAAUCUACCUCUGUCAUCAUCAACUGUACCAACCCCGGGUUGUGCCAAAGUGAGCUCUCCCGUGAGUUAGACGGGCUACAAAUCCGGGCCGCUAAGUUCGUGCUUGCGAGGACCGCAGAAGAAGGCUCACGAAACUUGAUUGCGGCGGCGGCUGGUGGAAAUGAAACCCAUGGCCAGUAUUUGGACAUGGGAAAGGUCAAAACUCCCGCAACAGUUGUAGUUGGCGCGGGUGGCGCAGAAACGCAAAGGCGCCUCUACACGGAGCUCAUGGAGAAACUGGAUAUGAUCGUACCGAGAGUCUCUGCCAAUCUAUAA